UGUAGACUGACACACAUCCUCCGCUGCUGCUCCACCUUACAAGACUGUCGUUUCUAUUAAUGACCAGACAGCACUUUGGGGUUGUUGGUAACCACAGAGAUGGAAACGCCUAACACAACGCCAGACGUUUAUGAAGACUAUUCGCAGAAGGCCAUUACAUCCAUUCACUGCAACACCAUCGCCAUCAGCAAUUUCUCACAAAAUUUUCUUCCACCCUUCUACUACGUCAUCUUCAUCGCCAGCGUACUGGGCAACGGAGUGGUUCUGCUCGUCCUCUACAAGUUCGAAAAGCUCAACACGGUCACAAAUAUAUUCCUCAUCAACCUGCUGGCUUCCAAUGCCAUCUUCACCCUCACACUCCCGUUUCAAGCCGUUCAUCAUUCGGACCAGUGGAUCUUCGGAGAAGCUCUUUGUAAGCUGGUCAAUGUCGCAGACUAUCUGGGCUUCUACAGCUCCAUCCUCUUCCUCACCCUCAUGACGUUCGACCGCUAUCUGGCCGUGGUGCAUUGUGUGGUCGCCAACAAAAAGCGCAGAAGCUGCUACGCUGUGGUGCUUUCUGCAGUCGUCUGGAUCAUUAGCCUCCUCGCUAGCCUCGAACCCUUCAUCCACUUCACCGUUGAAGAGUAUCCGAUGGACGGAUGGGUGUGUGAAGACUCUAGCGAUGCUCUGUGGAAAGUCUUCAGUCUCUAUAAACAGUUUGUGUUGUUUUUUAUCGUGCCAUUGACAGUAUUCAUCUACUGCUACUUCAGGAUAACGCUGACCGUCCUGGCCACGAGGAUGACAGGCAAACAUCGCACCGUGUGGAUCAUUUUCAUCAUCGUCCUGAUGUUUUUCAUAUUAUGGAGCCCGUAUAACAUCAUCAUAAUGAUCAAUGAGAAUUCGGAUUCGAAACUGUGUAAUAGCAGCCUACUGUUAGCACAGUACAUCACUAGUAACAUUGCACGCUUGUAUUUCUGCAUUAACCCUGUGUUUUACACCUUUCUGGGAAGCAAGUUUCAGAAUCAUGUACGAAGAAUGUUAGUGAGCCAGGUCCCGUGUUUAUCGGAUCGGAUCAGCAUCAGCACAAGUAGCAGAAUACUAGCGUAAGACUGAAAGAUAGUUAUACACGGGCAUGUGUAAAAACGGCUGCAUUACAAUGAGUGUGCUGUAGAAUAAAAGCAGGAAUAGUCUGAAAGCACAUUUAUUUACAGAAAAAGUGCAAUGAACUAGCAAAAGAGUUAUUGAUGAAGUUGAUGUAUAUACAGUAUAAUAAACUGGUGUGAUUUUAUUGA
Carassius auratus (goldfish) is the source of this 1271-nucleotide messenger RNA. RefSeq names its product C-C chemokine receptor type 1-like. NCBI's taxonomy places the organism in Eukaryota, Metazoa, Chordata, Actinopteri, Cypriniformes, Cyprinidae. Gene Ontology annotation, molecular function: C-C chemokine receptor activity; C-C chemokine binding. The transcript is spliced from 2 exons. Gene Ontology annotation, cellular component: membrane; external side of plasma membrane. Gene Ontology annotation, biological process: G protein-coupled receptor signaling pathway; cell chemotaxis; positive regulation of cytosolic calcium ion concentration. The record is from RefSeq and is a predicted model, not a curated record. The coding region runs from base 100 to 1086 and encodes 328 amino acids.